Messenger RNA from Alligator mississippiensis (American alligator), 9669 nucleotides. RefSeq names its product cyclin and CBS domain divalent metal cation transport mediator 2 (gene CNNM2). Bases 117 to 2675 code for a protein of 852 amino acids. The transcript has 8 exons. Gene Ontology annotation, molecular function: magnesium ion transmembrane transporter activity. Gene Ontology annotation, cellular component: plasma membrane. Gene Ontology annotation, biological process: magnesium ion homeostasis; transport. NCBI's taxonomy places the organism in Eukaryota, Metazoa, Chordata, Crocodylia, Alligatoridae. The record is from RefSeq and is a predicted model, not a curated record.
GCAGCGCCGCGCCGCGCGGGGGGAGGGGGCCCGAGCGAGGAUGCCGCAGCGGCCGCCGCAGCCGCAGCAGCCGCCCCGCGACGCCCGGCCGCGGCGGGGCUGAGCCCGGAGUCAAGAUGGCGCCGGGCCGCAGGGCGGGGGGCGGCCGGGGGGCGCUGCUGCCGCUGCCGCUGCCGCUCCCGCUGCUGCCGCUGCUGCUGCUGGGCGGGCACUGCCUGGGCGAGCAGCUCGCGCCCGGCGCCCUGGCCUCCCCCGCCGCCAGCGCCGCCGGCCCUGAGGAGACGGUGAUCAUCGGGCUGCGGCUGGAGGACACGGACGACGUGUCGUUCAUGGAGGGCGGCGCGCUGCGCGUGAGCGAGCGCACGCGGGUGAAGCUGCGGGUCUACGGGCAGAACAUCAACAACGAGACGUGGUCGCGCAUCGCCUUCACCGAGCACGAGCGGCGGCACCGCGGCGCGGCGGCGCCGGGGGCCGGCCCGGGGCCGGGUGGCGGCAGCGGGAGCGACGGCGGUGGCGGUGCCGCCGGCGGCCCCCCGGCCCCGCAGCGCUGCGGCAUCCGCACGUCGGACAUCAUCAUCCUGCCGCGCAUCCUGCAGACCCGCCGCACGUCGGGCAUCAUCGAGAUCGAGAUCAAGCCCCUGCGCAAGACGGAGAAGAGCAAGUCGUACUACCUGUGCACCUCGGUGGCGGCGCCGCCCGGCGCGCUGGGCGCCGCCGAGGGGCCGGGCUGGACGGAGACGACGUGGAUCUACCACGACGGCGAGGACACUAAGAUGAUCGUGGGCGAGGAGAAGAAGUUCCUGCUGCCCUUCUGGCUGCAGGUGAUCUUCAUCUCGCUGCUGCUGUGCCUCUCGGGCAUGUUCAGCGGGCUCAACCUGGGGCUCAUGGCGCUGGACCCCAUGGAGCUGCGCAUCGUGCAGAACUGCGGCACGGACAAGGAGAAGAACUACGCCAAGCGCAUCGAGCCCGUGCGGCGCCAGGGCAACUACCUGCUGUGCUCGCUGCUGCUGGGCAAUGUGCUGGUCAACACCACCCUCACCAUCCUGCUGGACGACAUCGCCGGCUCGGGGCUGGUGGCCGUGGUGGUGUCCACCAUCGGCAUCGUCAUCUUCGGCGAGAUCGUGCCGCAGGCCAUCUGCUCGCGGCACGGCUUAGCCGUGGGCGCCAACACCAUUUUCCUCACCAAGUUCUUCAUGAUGAUGACCUUCCCGGCCUCCUACCCGGUCAGCAAGCUGCUGGACUGCGUGCUGGGCCAGGAGAUCGGCACGGUCUACAACCGGGAGAAGCUGCUGGAGAUGCUGCGGGUCACCGACCCCUACAACGACCUGGUGAAGGAGGAGCUCAACAUCAUCCAAGGGGCGCUGGAGCUGCGCACCAAGACGGUGGAGGACGUGAUGACGCCCCUGCGGGACUGCUUCAUGAUCGCCGCCGAGGCCGUGCUGGACUUCAACACCAUGUCGGAGAUCAUGGAGAGCGGCUACACCCGCAUCCCCGUCUUCGAGGGUGACCGCUCCAACAUCGUGGACCUGCUCUUUGUCAAGGACCUGGCCUUCGUGGACCCUGACGACUGCACCCCGCUCAAAACCAUCACCCGCUUCUACAACCACCCGCUGCACUUUGUCUUCAACGACACUAAGCUCGAUGCCAUGCUGGAGGAGUUCAAGAAAGGCAAAUCCCACCUGGCCAUAGUCCAGCGAGUAAACAACGAAGGGGAAGGAGACCCGUUUUAUGAAGUUCUGGGAAUCGUCACGUUAGAAGAUGUGAUCGAAGAAAUCAUCAAGUCGGAGAUUCUCGAUGAGACUGACCUGUACACUGAUAACAAGACGAAAAAGAAAGUCGCCCAUCGGGACAGGAAGCAGGACUUCUCUGCCUUCAAGCAGACAGACAGCGAGAUGAAGGUUAAAAUAUCACCGCAGCUCCUCCUGGCAAUGCACCGUUUCCUGGCAACAGAAGUAGAAGCCUUUGGUCCAUCCCAGAUGUCGGAGAAGAUCCUUCUAAGGCUGCUAAAGCACCCCAACGUCAUUCAGGAGCUGAAAUAUGAUGAGAAGAACAAGAAAGCCCCGGAAUACUACCUCUACCAGCGAAACAAGCCCGUCGACUACUUUGUUCUCAUUUUACAGGGGAAAGUGGAAGUGGAGGCUGGGAAAGAGGGAAUGAAGUUUGAAGCUGGUGCUUUUUCCUACUAUGGGGUGAUGGCCCUCACAGCGUCGCCAGUUCCCUUGUCCCUGUCUCGUACCUUUGUUGUCAGCAGAACAGAGUUGUUAGCAGCAGGUUCUCCAGCUGAGAACAAGUCACCGCCUCGUCCUUGUGGCUUGAAUCAUUCAGACUCUUUAAACAGAAGCGAUCGCAUUGACGCGGUGACGCCAACGUUAGGGAGCAGCAACAACCAGCUGAACGCGUCUUUCCUUCAAGUGUACGUCCCAGACUACUCGGUGAAAGCGCUCACGGACAUUCAGUUUGUCAAGAUCUCAAGACAGCAGUACCAAAAUGCCCUGAUGGCAUCUCGGAUGGACAAAACCCCUCAGUCCUCGGACAGUGAAAACACUAAAAUCGAACUGACUCUUACGGAGCUGCACGACGGUUUGCCAGACGAGACGGCAAACCUCCUGAACGAACAGAACUGUGUGACUCACAACAAGUCCAAUCACAGUAUGCACAGCGAAGGCGCCAUCUAGGACCGACCCCCGCCACACGUCCCCUUCCCGCCCCAUCUCUCCAGCAGGACCAGCCCUCGCUCCUUCCUGCCUUUCGACCCGGCCGCGAACACCAUUUAGUACGUGCUUGAAAUGCUGCGCUGCGCCCAGUGCUCUGAGACCAAAGACGUUGCGCCCGUCUCGGGCGCGGGAGAGGAAGAAACGAGGAGAGCGGAGCAAGAAAGAGACGACCGAAAAACCAAACGAACCGUGGGAGCAGCGAGCGACCCUCGGCGAGCGGUGCGAUUCCUUCUUGCGGAGUAGAAUGGCGUUUAUUUUUUAGCCGUACCUUUGUUCCUCAUUGGGUUUUUCCUCCUUUCUAAAUGCUCGCAGGGGAGCUUGAGAAGCUUCUCCGAUUUAUUUUUUCAAGAGAGAUCAUGUUUUUAAAAAGAGUAUUUUGCAGAGUUUUAAAUUGUUGCUGUCCCUCCCCGGCCCCGAGUAGGCUGUGUCGUGACUUUGUGAGUUGGCUCCAAGUGUCCUCGGCCUCUUUCCAUCCUUCUCUUUGGUCCUUUUCUGUUGGUAAGAUGGUAACUGGUACUUGUAUGUAUUUGUCUCCUACAAACGAGGAAUGAGUGGAACUGCGAGGAACCUCUGUCGUAACCAUCUGAAAGUUUGGGGAAGGGCAUUACAUUCUCCCCAGCUCAGUUUCAGGGAAGGGGUGGUUAUUCUGGUGUUAAUAAUCUCUCCGAUCGCAGAAGGUUUCUUUGUAAAAAUGCAAAUAUUGUUACAUUUACAGUUUUGUAGUCUCCAAAAAUGUCACGCAUUUUGAAUAUGAAGCUGGGGGUUCUUUUUAAUCAACAACAGCGUAGUCUCCUCAAAUUGCAGGCAGGGAUGACUCCCCCGUCAGGGGUGCUGGGUGUUUUUUAUCUGCUGGAUACUUUGCGUUGGUGUGACCGGGACUCGCGUGGUGACGCUCUCUGCCUCCCCGCUGUGUUGGAAGCGCGCACCCCAGCGCGUCAGAUCUCAGACUCGGAGCUCCUUUACAGCCCGUGCACCCUGUCCUCCAGCCAGAGCACGUUUGCAGCCCGUGAUAAAUCACUGGGAUAGGAUUUAGGAGUGAUCGUUUGUCCCCGACCCCUUGGAUGUUGACACGGAAGAUGCUGCUACAAUGCCCAAAGUGAAUCCUCCCAGUGGUUUGUGCACCCCGGCCGCUGCAGGACCAUCCUCUUCUCCCCAAAAACUGACAAAGAACUUCCAUGCCAGACGGAGCUGUGCGGGAGCAAAUGCUGCGCUCCAGGGAUUGGAGAGGUUAGUCCCUGGGCAGUUUCCCCCCCUGCAGCCCCUUCAUGUCCUCCCCUCUCCCCUUUUGCUGCUUCCAUGGGGCCAUCUCUCUGAUUCUGGAAGCAGGGUGGCGUCUCCUCAGCACUGCUCCUGUUGCUUAGCCCAGGGCACGACCAGCUUCCCCACUCCAGCAGCCCGAGCCCAGAAUGGGCAAGAUGGGAGGUCCGCACCACGUAUCUCCUAGCCCCCACCAAGCAGUGUCCAUCGUGGAGCUCACGCGGGGACCAAGGAGCCCCCGUACCUCUCCCCUUGUCAGUACCCUCUUCAAGACAGUGUGAGAGUCGACCUCAGUAUUAUUCCCUGGAGAGAAGACCACGUCCUGCAGCGCAGUCUGUCUGAAGCUCAGUCCUUGCUGCUCGAAGACCACCCCAGGACCUGAGUGUAAUGUAGCAUUUUCCUCCCUUACCCAUCCAGUAAGCUUUAUCCAGCUCCGACUUGGAGACUCUCCUGAUUCCCAGUGACCCCGGGGGCAGCGCUGGCCCCGCUUCCAUCCCGACUCCGGCCCUGGGGCAAACGUGACCUCGAGCCUCGUAGCGAUGUCUGCGCAAACAGCGCGUGAAAGGCGCAGCGUUUCACCGGAGCGGCUCGUUGGUGGGUUUUGUCCUACCCCACGCUCUCCUUUUACCCUGUCCGGUGAGAACGGGCCGCCCGGGUCCAGCGAGAUGGUGGGGAGGAAAGGUACUUCCGGUCCCUUUUCCCAGGAGGCACGAAUAACACCCGCAGAGGGGAGCACAGCAGUCCCACGCAUGGUAUCGAACACGGGGGCAGGCCGAGCCUGGAGACCCGAGUCCCAGACUUGACCCUCGCACUUCUUAAGAACACUAAAUCCCUGGUUUUUCUUCCUUUUUAAACGUGCUCCUCUUCAUGCCCAGUCCACGCUCUCCACGCCCCGUUGGCUCUGGAAGGCUGCAGCCACCGGCAGGCCGACAGCGUCCCGAAAGCACGAGGCAUGUGGUCGGGCUGGUGGGUCGCCUGCUAAACCAGCCCCUCGUUACCCAGCUCGAGGAGAGCUGCUCGUGUCGCACCUUUUUCUCCAGAGCAGAGUGAGACGACAUCGCAAUAUCAACUCCUGGCCCCGGCAGGGACGCGCUUCCCUGCGUCGGCCCUUCAUAUUCAAGCCCCCUCCGUGGCUUUGUGUUGCUGAAUGUACGAUAUUGAAAGCACGGCGCGCGGGCAGGGGUAACCGUGGGGUGCAGUGUCCUUCCUAUCGAGCCUGCUCGCCGAAGCUGUCCUCGGAGGCAGGGGGUCUCUUUUGCGAGCUUCGUGCCACGUCGUGGCUUGUCGAAAAGGUGACCAAAGUGACACGAUCUCGUGGGCGAAUCCCUCCUUGCUGAGCUCCUCUGUCUGUGUUUCACAUUACGCGAGGGCUGCCUGGGAGACUUCCCUCUCCUCGCGUCCGGCGUUUGGAGCAGAGCACGCAAUAAUCCGCACGAAACCCGUCGGUCACAGAUGUGUUUCGUAAGGAUUAUGGGCUCCUCUCCUAGACGGGGACAAGCCGCUGCUAGUUGGCUUGAAGAGGGGGGGCUCCCACUGCCGUCGAGCAUUGUCGCGACACAGACAACCCAACCAGCUGGAUGUUUCGGGGUCGCUGGACUUGACUUCAGCCUUCGGCUCACGGCAAGGGUUUGCUCCAUAGAAAGGAUACUGCAUUUUCCACGCCUGUGCCGUGUCCGUUGGUCUGGGUGGUGGCACGGACGCCAGUCCGGUCGUGGGCGGGGGCAGGGCAGCCAUGUUUUCUAAUGUUGAUACCGUUUUUGCACAAGAGUUCUUUGAAGUGAGGUUUUUGACACUAAUAUCUUAAAUGCACAACUGUGAAUUCGUUUUUACACUCCUGUCGGGUGAAUCCCUCCCCAUGAAAUGAACCUGAAUCUGUUGUAACCAUGAUUUUUAAUUCUGUGUAUUGCCAAAUCUUUGUAAAGAGCAAAAGGACUGUUCUUGCUUCGCAGCGAGUCUUUCUCCCACCCCCGCUGGCUCCGGGAGAUCGCGCGAAGCACGCUAGCUCUGUGUUGCGGGAGGGGAUUUAGCAGUCCUACCCUUCUCUGUGCAGACCCAAAUUCAGGUCUUCCGGAGGGCCCUUCGUCCCGUUCCCCGCGUGUCGGCACCCGAAACACCCUCCGUGCUCGAAAGACGUCCCGCUGAAGACCCGAGAACUGGGUCGUACCAGAGAGUUGGGUUCGAGGCACGCCGGCAGAGCAGUGGGAAGGCAUCGCUGCCACGACUAGCGGAGGUGGCGAUGCAGCCGAAGGUUGACCCGCGCCGUCGGAGCUGGAGGGGGGACCCAGAGUUGGGCUCCUUCGAGGAUGCGAAGGGCUAAUAAGCACGUUCAACUUGAUGUGCAGAAUUGCCUGCAUCCCUUCCCACCUCCUCCCGGCUCCCGCGGCCUCCCCUCACAUCUCCUCUUCCUCACUGCCUGUCUUUGUGCCCGGAUACUUCUUCAGAGAAGGAGCAGGAUCGGACUCUGCAGUUGCUCUCCACUGGAGAAGGAGGGAAGGAGAAAACGUGGCGGGAAGCGGAGGAGAGGGAGCUCUCCGGGACCCAGAGGCAUCUCCCCGGCAGGACUCGGAGGUGGUUUCACAGGGGCUUCCCUGAAACCAGCUCCAAGUACAACGGAGCGGUUGACUGGACCGCAGCGGCGCUUGCCGCGGUGCUUCAUGUGAUCUCCGAAGAGCUCAGCUAAGAGAGACUUGAGUCUGGGAGCAACGAACAGCAUCCUGCGUAAGUAUUUCAUGUGACGGCGAAUGCAGCCAGGCUCCCUGGGACCAGGCCUCUUCCUCACGCUGAUGGAGAAUAUCUACACGGGCCCUACGUAGGGUCUGUGCGUGUUGGAUGUCGCGUGCUGUAUCUUACUCGGUGUCCAGUACACACACCCGGGGCUGAGGACUAGCCCUGGGAACCAGGCGUGAAGUUACCCGGAGUCGGGACCAUGGCUAGCAGCUGGCCGGGUCGGGGGAUGCUGUCGCAGUGCCUGUGAGCAUCAGGACAUGAGGCUUCAGGCCCAUCGAUGAUGUCUGGCCGGUGCCGAUGUGUCUUUGUGGUUGUCCCAAGCUCCGGUGCCAUAGCGAGGGCGGGCUGAACGAGCUUGGACUUGCUGGUCCUCACUGCUCGAGAGCGGGGGGUUGUCAAGCUCUCGCCGGAUCCAAAGAAGUGCGUGGUUCUGCGACUGGAAGGAUAAGAGUCGAUCUGGUCUGUGGGAAGGCCCAGCAGCUUUAUCCCAGCACAACUGCGGUGGAAGCAGCCCUCCUCCUGGUUUAGCAGGGGGGCAGAGGGAGUACGCGCGCCGGGGAGCUUCGCUAGCUGGGCGCUUGCUCGCCGUCUCCUGAGCCCGUUGUGCGGGUCACCAGGCACCCCCCGCUCCAGUCCCUCUGCCUUGCACGCACGGCCUUUCCCAGGGGACGCUGGCCCACGUCACCUGCAACGCCCGCCCCUCUCCUCCACGGCCGUGGCGCUCAGCUGAGCCGUUCUGCUUUUCGGUUCCCCGCAGCGCAAACGGGCCGCUUGGCGAGCGCAAGUGGUGCCGGAGGAGCGCUUGGCCCCGGUCCAUCUCCAGAGUAGCGCAGCUUCGAUCUUGCACUUCACUUUCAUGCAUCUCCCGCUCCUCUUCUUCCAGGCCCGGGAUCUGGGCACAGAGCAUUGCUUAGAGAUGAGAGGAAGCUUUACAGCCCAGGCCAUCCCAGCUCCUUCCUUCCUGGGCUGAGGACGGGCGGCGCGGAGCUAGGCAGGACGCUGCAGACGGCCGCUCGCCGAUGGGCUCGGCUGUUCCCGUGGUCGGUAGCCCCGUGCUCUGGCAGCGGUCUGAACACCGUGCUUCCGUGACACUCUCGUGCACCCCUUCAAAUGCUUCGGCUCUUCCCUGGAUGGGAUCAAACCCUGCACAUCCCGGAGUACAGAUGCGUCUCAUUGGCUCCAACGCCCUUGCCUUGGGAGACGGUGGGGCCUCGUCUGCCCCUCCCUUAUCGCUCUUGCCCCACCGUCGUCCGAUAGCCAGGGUUAGCAGCUGUUUUCGCUACCCGCGGGGCUGACUCCGAGUGAAGCGUCACCACUUCGAAAGCAAGGAUCUUCGAUCUUUAGAUUUUCCUCCUUCCUAUCCCAACGCGCCCUCCCGUGACCUCUGGAGUCUUUGCCUUCGAAUGGGGCCGGCAACUCGAACCCUGCCGAGUCCAAUGAAACCGGUGUCAAGAAGUCUAACUGCUGCUUCCCCAAGUGCUGGCUGUCAGAGCAGCCCUCCUUUCCUCCGAGGGACGCAGCGGGAGCCGCCUGUCGGCAGAGGUUGGGGUUUGCGAGCUGUAGCGCUGACGAGUCGGAGCUGGGAAACGUUAGCGCCUGGACUUCUGCACUCUUUGCUCAGCCUGCUGAUACGGUCUCGUGCCUUCACGCUGGUGGGGACCGGCCCAGGAGAGGCGGCGGGUGAGCAUUCGGCGGUCACAAAAAUCGCAGCCGCGUUGUGCCAGGAGAGACCGCCCCACGGCAACGCUCGCAGCGCGGGUCCGCCAGCGCCAGCCUCGCGUUCCUGGUGCCCUCCAGGCUGGGAGGUAAGAAGGGACUUCAGGACAGGACCCCUGGGGUGAACCUCAAAGCUUGGACUUGCUCUCCCACAGCUGCGCCUGCGGAUUCCCAGACUUGCAUCCGAGUCGCGGUGCAGAUGUCACGAUGCCAAAUAGUGAAAACCCAAAUACUUGAGUUUGUGCUUCUCUGUCACUUCGCCCCACUUCUCUGCAGCUGCUGAAACACCUGCUUACCCCCAAAACCACGCUCUUCCCUGGGUGUAGACCUUCCCUUCGAGCCCUGCCCCUCUGUUUGCUGAAGUCUGCACAGACUCUCUUGACUUCCUGCCCAAAGGCUUUGCAGUUCACCUUUUAAAAGCACGUCCCUGCCUGUCCAAGCGCCCCGCCGGUCUUUAGGUUAUGCUGCCAGUCCUCGCGUCGCCUCCCCCGCCCCGUGUGGUCUUUGCUGUCUGUAUCAUAUUGUACAUGACCUUGUUUUUCAGAGUUGUAGCGUCCUGCCUACAGUAUUUCGGACGGUGUACAUAAACCCGCAUAAGCACAAAAGAAAGCCGUGGAUGAAGUGUAUACGUUUCGUAAACUGAUUGUCAUGCAAACGAGUUUUAUAAUUAUUCCGAUGUUGUUGUAGAUUUCCAAUCUCUCCUAUUUAUUUUGUACCUGAUUUAUUUGUAUAUUUUGUGAUUAUUUUUUUUGUUUGUUUAAAAGCGUUUUUUUUGUUCGUUUCUGUUCUUUCUAGAUAAACGAUUAAUUUUUUUUCCCCUUUCUGUCGAACGGUCCGGUUUCUGCAUCGUUCCCUCCUCUGUGUUUCACCUUCACUUUAUUUAAAGGGGCCAACUGGUCAUUCUUUCUCUCAUCAUGUGCAUCGGGUGCCGUGGGCACGUGCUGGUCAAUCAUGGCUCAUGCAUCCCCAAUACCUUGGCGGCCUCUUCACUUCCCAAGAGGGUUGGGCCCGUCUCCUUCUCACGGACCGUAGCAUGUUGCCGUUGGCUCUCGUGGGACAGGAUGAGGCACGGAGCUAUAAAAGCCAGAGACCGAACGGACGCGCUGGCACCGUCGUGUCCGCGAGCGCUGGCGGGGUGGACGUGGUGGACACUGCCUGGGGUGCUUCAUCUGGGGACGUUUCCAGCAGGGCUGUGGUUUUUUGUUUUUUUUGUUCCCCCCGCCCCCACUAAUAAAAAUCCCUUCUUUACAACCUG